Messenger RNA from Mus pahari (shrew mouse), 957 nucleotides. It is a transcript of the gene Comtd1, whose product is annotated as catechol-O-methyltransferase domain containing 1. Gene Ontology annotation, molecular function: O-methyltransferase activity; S-adenosylmethionine-dependent methyltransferase activity. The record is from RefSeq and is a predicted model, not a curated record. Lineage: Eukaryota; Metazoa; Chordata; Mammalia; Rodentia; Muridae. Bases 75 to 863 code for a protein of 262 amino acids. The transcript is spliced from 7 exons.
UCGGCUUACUGGUCCCAGUCCCAUCCUCGCUACUCCAGCACACGUGAUCGCCGCCGCCGCUGCUAACCUGCACCAUGGCUCAGCCCGUCCCUCGGCUAUCUAUCCCCGCCGCACUGGCCCUGGGCUCGGCCGCGCUGGGCGCCGCCUUCGCUACUGGUCUCUUGCUGGGGAAACGAUGGCCUCCAUGGGGGUCCAGGCGGCCAGAGCGCCUGCUGCCACCUGAGGACAAUCCCCUGUGGCAGUAUCUGCUGAGUCGCUCCAUGAGGGAGCACCCGGCGCUGCGGAGCCUGCGACUGCUGACCCUGGAGCAGCCGCAGGGGGAUUCCAUGAUGACCUGUGAACAGGCCCAGCUUCUGGCCAACCUGGCGCGGCUCAUUAAGGCCAAGAAAGCUCUGGAUCUGGGUACUUUCACGGGCUACUCGGCCCUGGCCCUAGCCUUGGCGCUUCCGGAGGCUGGCCGCGUGGUGACCUGCGAGGUUGACGCAGAGCCCCCGAAGCUGGGACGGCCCCUGUGGAAGCAGGCAGAAGUGGAGCAGAAGAUCGACCUUCGGCUGCAGCCCGCCCUGCAGACAUUGGAUGAGCUCCUGGCGGCGGGCGAGGCCGGAACCUUCGACAUAGCGGUGGUGGACGCGGACAAAGAGAACUGUACCGCCUACUACGAGCGCUGUCUGCAGCUCCUACGCCCCGGAGGCGUGCUCGCCGUACUCAGAGUCCUGUGGCGCGGAGAGGUGCUGCAGCCUCAGCCCAGGAACAAGACUGUUGAAUGUGUGCGGAACCUGAACGAACGCAUCCUGAGGGACGCCAGGGUCUACAUCAGUCUCCUGCCCCUGGAUGAUGGCCUCUCCUUGGCCUUUAAGAUCUAGGGUUAACACGAAGCUUAGGGCUUGAGUAUGAGAACCUAAGAACCCCAGCCAGUGACCCGACUUUUAAACCUGACAAUAAAGGUAUUGGAACACG